AAAACGCAAAAUGGCGGAAGGAUAGAUGACAACACGCAGAAAUGGCUUCUAAAGCCUCGGCGACUUUAACCAGUUUUAUGACAGGAUACUACGGACCAGCCUCGUGUAGCUCACGAGGGUUUCAGAGUUUAGUGAGAGCCAUCGGUGAAGCUAAAUCUAAGCAUGUAAGCUUCUACAAUUUAUGUUUUCUGAUCUACAGUUAACACAGAACUGAGGUUUCUCUUUUAACAGCUAGCAAACUCCGAUCCGAGAGAAAGGUUGACGCACCACUCAUGUGCAUUUUUGUAAUCUAAAUCUCCUUAAUUUUGCUUUAAAAGCCGUAGAGUUCGGUGAAAAUCUCAUUUACGUAAGUUAAAAGCAAACUAUGUGAUAUUGAAAAAGUGUCAGCUGUUUAGGUAGCACAGGUAACCCAAGCUUGGGAUUGGAGCGACAAAAUAAUUAAUGUCCUUCGCAUUUACAUCGUCAAUACACUGUACUGUACGAUUUCGUUUGGUAGAGCGUGAAUUAUAAGGGUUCUAUGAUAUAUUAAAUUAAACAGCUGGCCCUGGUUGUUCAAACGUUGGAUAGCACAUACUUAUCCAGCAGAUAAGUAUUUGGGAAAACAAUUGCGGUGUCCACAGGAUAGAGACUUAUUCAUUGGAUAGCACUACCUGCCUUUUGAACAACUGGGGCCUGGGGGUGAAAAACUAAAUUUUCUUCUCUUUGGCAGAUUCUAAAAUCUGAAGUUGAUGAAUUUUAGCCUGCAAAAUCUCCCCAAAUUUUCCAAGGCAUUAUUAUGUGCAUAAUAAUUUUAUGGUUUCUGGUAAUAAUUAAGACUACUGAAUCAGAUUCAUUGAGUGGGAAGAGAAAACUAACAGUCCAUUUCAUGUUGUCUUUUUUUUUAUUCAAGGAAGAGGACAGAAUUGCCAAAAGGGAACUGAGUUUGUUAAAAGAUAAGAUGACCCAACGUGACACAUCUCCGGUAAGAGGCAUUUCUUUAAACUUACAAAAACAACACAAUGCUGAACGUUAUCUACCUAUUUAUAGAAACAAACAAAAGGUGGUGGACAAAACACUGACCCCAAGUCCAUGGAGUAACCCCAAGGACUACCCUAAAAUGGACUAUGCCACUAAAGUUUAGUGGUUAGGGUUAGGAAAUAGAUCAAUACAUGUAUGUGUUUAAUCACCUUACGAAUGAAAGAAGGUCGAAACGCACAUGAUCAGAUUGUGUUCUACAUGUAUAUGUUCCACUUAUUCUCCACAUAAGUCAAAACGAAAUUGGAAUUCUGGCUACAUAUAUUGCACUCAUGUGUAAUAGCAACCUGGAGAUAAAGACAUGACAAGAUUUAACCCUGUAAUUAAAUGAAUUGACAGUGAAAAGUUAUUUAAAAAACACGAGGUUGUUGGAAAUAAUUAUGGUUGGUAACAUUAAGAAAUUUCUUCAUAAUAAUGUUAAAUGUAUUUUGUAAUUAAUACCAUUGAUGUUUUGUUAUGUUUUUAGAAACAGAUAAGGGAAUAUUUAGUGCGUUUAAUUUACUGUGAGAUGUUGGGCCAUAGUGCAUCAGAUUGUUAUGCCGAAGCUGUCAAAUUUGCACAACAGCCAAAUAACCUGGACAAGCGAGUUGGUGAGUUCAUCAGUCUCAUAAAAGUCACACCAAAGAUUCAAAUGUAUGACUUGCCAACCCCCAAGAGGCAAACCAAAUAGCUUUGAAAAGUAGUGAGAAGUGGGAAAAAGUCAUGGGAUUUUAGUUAUCAGAUUUCUAGAGGUCACAUAUCAUUUUAAAGCUGGAACAGUAAGAAUCACAAUCAAUUUUCUUUGUUGCUGCUGACAUCUGUAUCACUACUUUGUUGGUGGCUGUCUUGAAAUGAAAGAUUUAGGUUUUUAUUUUAAUGGUGAGUCUGCUCAUUUAGACUGUGAGGCAUUUCUUUACAUAUUGUACAUGCAUGUAGAUUGCAUAAUUUUACUUUCUUUACUUUGAGAAGUUGCGACUUGGCAAGUCUUAUGUACUUAGGUUGAUGCAAUUCUUAAGUGAUUUGAAAGUACAGUCAACCUUCUCGUAAGCAACCACCCUUGGUGCACGACAAAGUGGUCGCUUAUGGGAGGUGGUCAUCUACAGGAAAAAUCAAGAAAGUACAUGCUCAAACUGAACUUAUUAACAUAAUAUAAACAUGUAAUUUCAUAAAGUAACCUUAAAGGCUAAAACUUAGGCAAAAAGACAUUAUUAUUGGGAAUUAAAUCUUAUAUACGUCGAAUAGUGCUUGGAACUGUUGAAACAAUCCACUUUUUACCCAUAGAUAUUAUUACAGUCAUCGUUUGUGCAAGUCAGCUGCUAUAAUCUGUCGGCAUGCUUGGUCAGAGCUAUCAAAAACAGAACUUUUGUGACAUUCAAGGGCUUUGUAGUAAUAUUAUUAUACGUGAUCAUCUGGGUGGUCACUGGAAAACAGAAAACAAGAGAAUACAGCAGAAUCCCAGUAACUGGAACUGUGGAGGGAAAUGAAAAGCAGUUUGUGUUAGUGGGGAAUUUGAGUUAUCAGGGUAAAAUUAAUUUCCAUGAAAUGUUGAUCAAGGGAAAAGAAAUUUACUUUGAGUUAUCGACAGAGGUUCCACUAUGUCAAAUUUCUGGUUCAAAAAGUGGUUGUGGUCAUUUACAAAUUUUAUUAGUGGUCUCAUAUGAGAGAGCUUUUGAAAAAGUGUUUUACUGAGAAACUUAUCGGUUAUUUUCAAGCUCAGGUCGCUUAUGAGACAAGAAGUGAUUACUGUGAGAGAGUUGACUUUAUUUCAAUUAAUUAUUUGUAGUGCUCACUGUGUGGUAUGCUUUACUCUCAUAAUCAAACUUCUGUAAGCGACCAGCUCCCAAAAGGUCACAGGUUAGUGGUUGCUUACUGGACAGCCAGUUGUUUAAAAACACAGGGUUUCUCCAGUGGGAACAGGUUUGAAACAUCAGCAUGUUUACAACAAAAAUGUAUUCAAAGAGAAUUAAAAUUAUAAUAAUCUAUUGCAUUCAAUCCUGUUGUUCAAGACUUGCAGUGCUUUGUUGCAGACUUGCCAUUCCUCCAAGAGGCAAAAAAAAUCUUAAGGUUAUGAACCUUACACGUAGAGGUGGAAAAAGUAGUGAGAACUUGGAAAUAGUUGUGAGAUGUCCCAAAUUUCCUCGCGGAAGGCCUUUAGCAGUGAUUUUGGGUUUUACAUGAGGAAGUCCCAUAUCCAUCAGGAUUAGUAAACAUGACGUAGAUAGUGUACCGAGUUGGCAACUCACACAUUUUCUAAUCAAAUGCUCCUGUUAGGCAUUUUCUUUAGAUAGAGUUUGCUUGCUACCUUAUACUGAAAUGAAUUCUAGAAAUAGUCCAAAAAUAUUUGGAGUGUGACUUUCAAAAAAGUGUGAGAAAUCAGUUGUCAACUCAUGAUGGGGUGAGGUAGGUCGUGAAAUUGUGAGACUCAUACAUAUAUGACAAAGUCGUGAGACUUGGCAAGUCUGCUGUUGUAACUGAAGGUCCCUCAAUACAGUGAGUGUACUUUGAGUGAGUAUAGCAUAGUUCAGACAAUGAACAUACAUGUACUUAGAUAUCAAAGCAUAAUUAUGUCAAGUGGUCGCUUGCAAGAGGUUUAUUGAAAAAUUGAUUGUGGUUGGUUGCUAGCUAUGACAGGUUAUGAGAUGUUCCAACUACAGAGCGUGGAAAAGGAAAUAUUUCCUUAGUAUUUUGUCUUGACUAUUUGGUCAUGGGAGUUGUUCACUUAACCCUUUAAGUCCCGAUAGUGACCAACAUCAAUUUUCUCUUAACAAAAUCCAGUAAUUGUCAAGAGAUAAUUAUGAGAAUUAACAAAUUAUCACCAAAGAGAAAAUACCUUGAUCUGUUAUUAAAUUCUCUCAACUGACUCUUAAAGGAAAUGUAUGGAGAUCAGUUUGGAGAAUUUGUAUGUUGAUAUUGGGACUUAAAGGGUUAAGAGAGGUUUCACACAUAAAUCAUGAUCGUAUCUUUUAAUGUUAAAAUGCGCAAUAAAAGCAGUAAAUAUUAUUAUUAUUAUUAUUAUUAAAGGUUUGACUGUGCAUUUAGAUAAUUAUAGUUGUGCAUAUUUUGUUUUGUCUAGAUCAUAAUAAUUAAUUACACAGAACUGAUGCUACUUCAGUAGCACUGAUCAGUAUAUGCAAACUUCUUUAUACCAAGAACUGCAUGUAAUAUUUCAUGUGCAAAGCAUUGUGGAAAAAGUCACAUACAUGAUGUAUUCUCUCUUAUAAAUUUCCUUUAAUUUUUUUUAGGUUAUUUGGUAUCAUCACUAUUUCUGAGUGAGGAUCAUGAACUUAUUGUGUUGCUGAUUAACACCCUUCAAAAGGUUUGUGUCAUUUUAAAUCUGACAUGUUCAAUGUUAAGAACAUUUUGUGUCUGGGUUGAAUACUUCAAUCAGCCUGAAAAAAAAAUUAAAAGCAAAAGGGUGCAUGCUGGAAAAGACCUCAAAGAAGUGAACUUUGAGAUAAACGUUGCCUUUCUUGUAAUAACAGUACAUGUACAUGUACAACAAUUGGCCGACAGACUUUUAGGGGAGCUCUUCUUCACUUUCACCUUCUCCCAAACUACUCCCUGCUCUCUCAUACUUAUCCCAGGCUAUACCCUGUACAUUUGAAACCAACAUGGCUGCCCACAGGGGUAAACACCUGAUCUCGACAUUCUUAACGAAAAAUAUAGGGCAAUGUGUCAAGGAAUAAUUAUUAUUUAUCCUAGUAAAGCUAGUUAGUAAAAUCAAUUUUCCAUUUUUUAUCAGGAUCUUUGUAGUACUAAUGUCUUAGAGGUUUGCUUUGCUCUGACUGUUGUUUGCAAGUUGAUCAAUAAGGAAAUGAUGCCUGCAAUACUACCAAAAGUUUUGGAAUUACUUCAGUCUAAAAGGUUGGUCAGGCAUAACUUCUUUUUACUAAUAUUUUGCUGGGUUCUGUCAGUAACUGAAUGAAAGAGUGAAUGAAAAUCAAUCAUCUAGUCCAUCAAUCGGUCAAUUGUUAAGCAAGCAAUCAUUAAUCGAUUACUAGUCCAAUUAAAAUGAUCUUAAACAUAAUUAAAGUCAACUAGCAUUGGCAAAAUAGAAAUAAUGAUGAUACAGGAAACUGUCAUUAUCAUGUAGUCUGUGUUGCUGACAGGGUUGUGAUGAAGGGAUUUUUUGCCACUCCGCUGCCAAAAAAACCGCACUUGCCCGCUAAUCCUGCUGGCUACAAAGGCUAAUUACUCAUGUAUCAUGUGAUGGUUAAGCGUCUGCGAAAGAUACGAAAAUCAGCAUGUUCUCAGUCAUGAGCUCUUUAGGUGGGAUUUAAAUGACCUUCCUCAUUUUGAGCUUGUGCACUAUUCACUGAGAUAUGUCAGGGCGGUCAUUAGACAGUUUAAGCUUCUAGUAUACAGCAAACGUCAGAGUCAAGUUGAGAUUUUCUCAAAAUAGAAAAUGAGCAGAUAAAAACAGCUCAAAACAAUUCUUGUGGAGAAAAUUGCGUGAAACUACUAAUUUAUGAGUAGAAGUAAUGAACAGUAAACGACAAGUAACGCAACCUCGUCCCCAGGGAGGGAAAAGCCCUGGGGAGGAGGUUGCAAGUAACGGGGAAAUUUGGUCACGUGGUAAAAAUUCGCGUUUGCCAAUUGACGCAAACGUGAUGCUUAACCGUCUCUAUUCAGGGGCACCCAACGACAAUUUUCGUAAAAUAUCUGUUCGGAAGACGAUUUGAGAUCUAGAAUUUCGGCACAUUUGUUGUUAAAUUUCUUGCUUGCCCGCCUCUCCUAGGAUUUUCGGACCCCCCCAAAAUGGUAUAAUUGCCCAUUUUUAACGGAUUUUUACCCUAAAAAGGUCACCUAGAUUUUUCGGGAGCCUUUUUUCUGGCUGAAAUUUUCGAAAAGGUAAGUUUUGAUUCCUAUAAUUUUCGGAUCACUAGACUUUCAGCUAGGAAAUCCGAACAGAUAAAAAAUUUUUAGGGGAUGAAAAUAUGGCUAUAUCUACCGUUUAAAUACUAAAAUACGUUCAACAAUGCUACGUUUAAGUGGUUUUGAACUAUAUUCUCGUUGGGUGCCCCUGUCUAUUAAGAGGCGGGGGCCGGUGAUUUCCCCCGGCUACUAUGAACCUGGCCCCCGCCAACUUUCUCCAGAAAACAGAAAAAAAAAAUAAAACCAAAGAAAUCCCUAUCUGUUUUAUUUCUCGCCUACUUGUUGUAUUUACCUGGCAACUUGAAAUCUUAGCGAUACAGUUAUGUAAAAAGACUCAUGGAGUCCAAGACCACGUGCUAGUUUAAUGCAGUCUGCUUCUCUAGGUACAUGUAAUAACUAUGUGUAUGCGUAUCUAUGAUUACCUGAACACAUGUAGCUGGUGAAAAUUUUGUGAUGUUUACAUUAAGGUUUUUCUUAAAAUUAUUUCAUCUGUUCUUUUUAUUAUCAUUGUGGGCGACAAGAGGAGCCCUCAAUCCUAAUCUCCAGGUUGUUAUUACGCAUGCGUCUCGUGUAUGUAGCCAGCAUUCGUUUGGACUUCCACUAAGAAUGAAUGGUAUGCACAGAACGCAAUUUGAUCGCGCGCCUUUGGACAUCCUAUCACUCGUAAUCUAAUCACGCGUGUUGACUAUCUGUUACGUGAAACUUACGCAAAGCGCAGCGAUGGAGCAAAAGCGUAAAAAACGCCUGAUCGCAGGGUUACCGAUCGUUGUCGCCCGCACUCGGUAACCUUUUGUUAUUGCUAGUAUGUAUUAUUAAAUGAGAACAAAAAUUUUAACUUAUAUCAUUUUUACCUCCCUGUUUUGUUGUAGUACUUUUAUGUACGGUAUGUAGUUGUACAUGACGAUACGUUUGUCAACAUGGUGUGUUUUUAUCAGGGAUAUUGUGCGUAAGAAGGCAGUUAUGGCACUACACAGUUUUUAUAUGAAGGAUCCAUCAGCUAUUCCUGAUGUGGUAAACCUUGUAACAAAGGCAGUUCGUGAUAAAGACCCUGGUGUUAUGAUAGCAUCUCUGCAGUUAUUCUUUGAACUGAUAAAGGUAAAAAGAACUGCUGGCAACAUUGAUUGCUCUAAUUUUAUUUCGCCCACUUCAAAACACAGAUACAGCUGUGCAGGCGAAUGCUGCAUCAAGAGAAAGGCUAAUAUUUUUUUUCGUCUCAAAUAUUGUAUGCUAUGACAGACCUAGUCAAAGUUGACCAAUCGGAUUGCGGGAAAAUAACAAUACAUUCCGAGAAAAUUAGUUGUCAAUCAUAAUUACGACGAAACGAAACCAACAACAUGGAUUGAAAUCGGCCAAUUACAACCUACAGACGUGAUCUUUUGAACCCGGUGAAGAAAGUCUGUGUUUCCUGAGAGGUCUGUUAGAGUGAAUGACAGACUGAGGCGAAAAACGUAGACGUUUGUUACAUUUUUGGCUUGAGGUAGCAUGUUAUUGCAAAGCGCGGCAAUGUAGCAGAGAAACUGCUGUUAGAUGACAAAAUACAAGCUUGUGUUGUAUGUAAUGUUUCGAAUAGAAAAACAUUGUCUGGUAAAACAUUUUGCUUUCUUGAAAAACGUUUUCUCUUGAUAUUUAAAUUUUGUGCUUCGAGUAACUCAUUGUUUUUUACGAGCUGCUGAUUGGCCCUCAACCAACUUUCUCGGAAUGUAUUUUUCUGUUAUACGAUUGGUCAACUUUGUCUGUGGCCCCAGCUACAGUACUCGCACUGUCAGGGUUAAGAAUGGAUAAAAUAAGAAAGUUGCGAAAUUUUACAAACGUAUUGUGGGGUCCAAGUUUGAACCCUCCCUUCAGUUCGUGACAUUGUGGAGUUGUAUCUUCGUUAGUUUUUAAGAUAUCACUCCGAAACUUGGCGAUUUUCCCAUUUUUAUACGCUCCUUUAGCUGUGGUCACGGUUUUUUUGUAAACCGAUCCUUGUCACAAGUUGAAAAAAUAACCGUGAAAGGGUGGUAUUGUCAUGUUAGCAAUGAUCAUGUUUAAAGUGCUACUACGAUCAAAAUUUAAUGUCAAGUUUGUCACAAAAACGCUUUCUUUUCAGCUUAUCAGAAGUAACUGUACCUGUUUCAGUCAUUGAAAUGAACUUAGACGUUACAAGACGUUAUAUGGGGAGUAAUUGUUUCAAAAUGUUGUGUUUUGUGAACUUAAAAUACAGAUAAAUUUCAACUUUUCUUCAAUGGGAUGAAUGAAUCAGUCUCACUACAGUUAUCUUCCUGUUGGAUUGGGUGGGAUUUUAUUGUCUGGGGCAAAUUUUGCCACAGUUAUUGCAAAGUAAAAUACACCCUAUAGUGCCCAUAAUGUCAGUUUGGAACUCAUGGAAUAAAGCAGUCAUACUUUAGGAAAUAAUAUAAAUUGGAGGUGGAUAUGUAUAUGUAUAGUGCUUGCCGGUGUUCGUGUCGUUUUGUAUUGACAGGAAAAUCCAACUAAAUUCAAGUCCUUGGCCUCAUCUUUUGUAAGUCUUCAAAAGAUAAUCUUAGAGGGCAAAGUGGCAACUGACUACGACUAUCAUGGAGUGGCAGCACCUUGGAUACAAAUUAAAAUUUUAAAGAUACUGGGAUUGUUAGGAGCAGAUAACGAAAAGUGAGUCAACAAGAAACCCCAGUGGUCUUUGUAGAACCACAGGCAUCCCAAGCUCCCAUUACGAGAUAGAAUGGAAUUCGCUUUCUGUGACACGAGCGAGUCGGUAUCGCGCUACAGGCUAUCUUUGAGACGUUCACAUGUAUGAGAAAUAAAAUACUGAGAUCUGCGAGCGCUAAAUAUCGAUAAAUUUAACAUUUGUUUUUAUAAAUUGAACAAAGAAGACUUACCUGUGAUGUUUUCCUGUGUGUUCUGGUCUGAAUUUAUUCAUUUAACUGACUUUUUGGCUUUAAUGUGUGACCCCUGUAACUCCACCCAUAUUCGUCUUAUGAAUGGAUUGUAUGUAUUUUAUUUCUCAUGCAACAUCUCAAACGGUGGACUGUCACGCGAUACCAACUAGUCCCAAAAUGUGAAUUACAUUCCACUAUCGUAACGUGAGCUUGGGACGCCUGUAGAACUUCUCCAGUGGUAACAACUGUGUCCCCCAUAGACAAUUGGUGAAUAAAAAUGUGCUAUAAUUGGGCAAGCGUGAGGUCAAGGAGGCUGGAUAUUGGCCGAAGGGCCUUUUUGCGUUUUUCAUCAAUGUUCAUAAAAAACGCUAAAAACAGCAACAACAAAAUCAAAGUAAUAAUAGCAUCAGCAACAACAUCAAGAACAACAAAAAACAAAACAGUAAAGAACAACAAGGCCAACAUUCAACCGAACAAGAUUCAGAUAAAGAUUGCAGAUUGUUUGUUUUUUUUGUUUUGCAAGAGCAGGAAGGAAAAGGGAAUAGCAAAUUACACAAAUCAUGAAAGGUAAAAUGUGCGCAGUGACCAAAGAAGCUUAGGCAAAAAUGAUUUGUUCUAUUUCUUUUCUUGCUCGCUCGGUUAAUCAAUUAGAGUCAGGGUUCGCUUCAUCUUGCCCGCUCGCGCAGCUAGCCAUAGCAAUAAAGUAGCCUGUUCCAUUAGCGCGUUCGAUAGUGGAGCUCGCGGAUAAAAUGUAAAGACUACAUGUCUGCAGCGCAGACAGCAGAAGGAUUCGAAUCUUUCUCGUGACCUUAAUUAUAAUACUGCAACUUUAUAUUUUGCAGAGCUAGCAAGCAAAUGUAUGCGAUACUAGGAAAGACUUUGUCAAAUCUAAACACCAGCUCCCCUAUCAGUUAUGGUAAGUUUUCCCCAUCUCAAGUUAAACGACCUCUUUACUGUGAUUGGAAUGUCAUCGGAGUUUACAACAUUGUGGACAACUACUGACUCUCAACUAAAAAUAUAGUUCAGUCCUAAGUGCAUAGAUUGCAUGCUAUCUUUGAGUUGAAAAAACUUUAAUCCUCUCAGUCUGUAGUUUAAUUGUUGAUUAGUUGCAACCCAAUGUUUAAGGUCAUUAAUUAAAAUUUUCAAUGCUCCAAACUGUUCUCGUUAAACCUCGAUCUCUUUUUCAACCUGGACAGGGUAUGGUUUUCAGGGUCUUGUGCUUUAAACAGGUUAAACAGGUUUAAACGUCUUGACCAGGGUAUCUUUCUGGACCGAAGCCCUUUGAAGAGAAUGUAAAGGUUGGGUGUGGCUGGUCUACAUUUUGUGGUUCCAGUUUUUUUUUAUUGUCCAAAAAAUCUUGAUGUUACAUUAAAAAAUUACUUCAUCGAAUCAAGGAAUGUUAAGGCUGGGGGUGGCUGGUCUACAUUUUGUGGUUCCAAUUUUUUUCCAAAAAAUCUUGAUGUUUCAUUAAAAAAUUACUUCAUGGUCCUAUUAAAAGUAAGGUUUCUUCUGGGUUUGAAGGCCUCAGUGGUACACUUCUACCCAAAACGUCUCUUUGAGUUGUUGCACGACUUGUACGGAAAGAAAAAUCUAAUGCACGUGAGAUGUAACUACACAUUUUAAUUUAAAAAAAUCGUGAUUCUACUUUUUUGCUAAAACUUCCAUGUUUCUUGGCGUUCUCUCUAUUUGCUGUAGCUGUGGCUUAUGAAUGCUUGAGGACGAUAACCAGUAUUUAUCCUGACAAAGGUUUGAUUGAUAAAGCUGCAAAGUGUGUUCGGGUAUUCCUUGUGGCCAAAACUAAUGACAUCAGAUACAUGGGUAAGUCUAGAUUGUUCCAGUCCUCUAUUUUUUCAUAAUAUCGAAAGGAUCGAGCGCUUACCAGUACGGGUGGACAUUUUGGUUUCAUGUGUACGGAGGGGCCGGGCUAUACUGUAUACUUGGCAAUCGCUCGUUCUGCAUACAAGUCGAUUCGUCUACACGAUUUAAGCUUUUUCUCCUACACUAAAGUUUACACCCAGCCUAAACAUUGUACAGUGAAGUGUGUGAAGUGAAGCUGACAUUCUGAAAUGUGUAGGCGAAGCAACUGAAAUCACAUUGCGAAUCGACCUCAGUGUAGGCAAAUCGACUUGUAGACGAAACGACGUUUGGGCGAAACUUUAAAUACAGCCGCCUUUCAUGGCUACCGAUUACAGGGGACGUUUCGCGAGAGACUUGGGGUGUGAUAAGAGGCGGCUGUAUUUGCAGGCUGGCCAUACUUCAGUUAGUAUUGCCUUCAGUCUCGGAACCAACCACUCGGAACCAACGAUUUUGAUAGUUGAAUUUCGUUUGAUCUCUAUAUCAUUUUGAUAGUUGAAUUAGUACAUAUGCUUUAAAUCUCUCUUAUUUUAAUAAAUAUAUUGAACGAGUCAUAAUGUGGAUCCGUUUCCAAUAACAAUUUACAACACCAGCUUGUAAAAGGAACUAUGGCCUUCGAACGUUUUUAACCCGUUUUGGAACGCUCUUGACCCUAAGGACUCUCCCAUAAAAUUUAAAAAUUCUUAUUUAAACUUUUAGUUUGAUUUCUUCUCUUGAUCAUUUUAAGAUUCCUUUUAGUUUCAUUAGUAGUCAAUUAAUCAAUAUUGUAUUAAUAGUAGUUUAUUAUGUAAUUUUAGUUGGUAGAUUAUAUUGGUAGUUAAUUAAAUAAUCAGGAGGGCCAUUAUGAAAACCUGGGUGACCAGUAAUGAUCAUGCCGUUAAAUAAAAUUCUCUUAUCGUUUCGGUGAACGAGUCUGUGGUCUUUGUAAUUUUAAAUCAAUAUGAGGCUGUUUAACCCUUUCAACCCUAGGAUGAAAAUUUGAAUUAGUGGGGAGAAGUUGAUAAAAUAUCAAAAUUUGAUCAUGCCUGAUCAUUACCACUCUGUUUUACAAAGCAUGGUUUAAAUUUGAUGCUGAUUAACUUAGGGUUUAAAGGGUUAACUGAGUUUGCUUUACACAGGGAUAAAGACACUGACAUCUCUGCUACAAGUGGGCAGUGGAUUUGUUUUGGAACCAGCGUAUCAAAGAGUCAUUAUCGACUGUCUGAAUGAUCCCGACGAGACACUCAGGAAAAAGGUAUGUGGGCUAUUUAUUUUGUGAAUAAAGGGUUUAGUGUCUAGAGAGACUGUGGUGAAGGUGAAAAAUGCCAAAAUUUAAUUUCUCAACUGAGUUGAUUAUGUUGUUUUGGUCAUCUUGCGUUCAAUUUUGUCACAGUGUUUCUAUAUUCUGUAUUCUAUGUUCCCGAGGUUUAUGGUUUACAUUUGCAAAACCGAACUGCGACAGCGCCGUGAAAUCCGGAAGAGUGUAGCCCCCCAUCUGUCAAGGCGUAGCACUCAUUCUUAUUUUAAACAAAUAGUAGCUUUCUUAAAAUAUUUAUUAUUAUUAUUAUUCAUUCAAAAUAUUUCUCCGUUUCUGAUUGGCUAAAAGCAUAUGCAGAAUUCACCAUAACCAGCUACUGUUGACCAAAUUUGGAAGAAUUUUGCGAUUAAUUCUCGGCUUGCACUGUCACGCAAUGAAAAAUAAAAAUGCAAACCAUUCAAUAUAGAGGGACUAGAAUCUGGGAACUGAAAAAACAUAAAUAUACAAAAACCCUUGCCAAGAAUCAGGUCUGUGAAAUAUUUCGAAUGCGAGAUAUUGGGAAAAACGGUUUACCUGAAUUUAUAAAGCUUUGUAUGGAAACGCCAUGUUGGUGUCCCUUUCAUGAACACCAAUAUGGCCGCCGGAUACCAACAGAAACAUCUGUUUUCGAGUUUUCCUACUAAUGCAUGAAUUCUUCGCUUGAGGAACUCACAAAGAUUACAGUAAUAUUUAUUCUGAGACAAGGAAUGUGUAGAUUGCAAAAUCUCCCAAAAUCGGUAAUGUUUUUAACCCACAUAAGAGCUUUCCAGGCCGCCAGCUAAAUGCCGUGUCACGCAAAAGCCUGGAAAUUCAAGCGUCCUCUCUUGCAAAACGAAGAACCCUUUCGAACCAAAAAUUUGUUUAUGUAAAGGUGUUUAGGUACUGUAAUACCUCGUGAAAGUAGAAACUCAGAAGAAUCGAUAGUUUCUUAGUUUGAUUUUUGGUGACGUCACGUGCAACCCAAGAAUUGACGUCAAAAUGAUGACGUCAAAAGUGCAGCACGGUUGCAGUUUAAUGCACCGUUAACCGAGAAGACCUGGGGUGUGUUGCAGAUCUCGGAGGGUGUUAUCUAGCCUGUUCCAGGCUCCGAGAUAGUAUGGCCCGCGGAAUUGAGAAAGUUUUCGCACGCCCUACACUUUCGCGUCUUCCCCACUAUCUGAGACCCUACACCCUCCUCGAUCUGCAUAAUUCUUCAUAUCUACUGAGCCUCAUUCAUUAAUUGUUAAAUAUAUAUCUUGUAGUCUGGCCCAGUAAAGACGGGUCCCUGACCACCUACCCCUCCCCUAAGCCAACAUUUUGCGCUAAGUGAGAAGUCAGUGAUAAUGUAGGCUUAGGGGAGGGGUAGGUGGGCAGUAAUUGAUUCAUGUCUCUCAAAAAGAAGUAGCCUGCGUAGCAGGUGCUUGGAAGUAGUGGGCACAAAAAAACAACGGGCGCGCGAGAAGGAGACACGCGAGGGGAGAGGUACCCCUCGCGUGUCUCCCUCGCGUGCGCCCGUUCUCUCUUUCGCCCACUACUUCCAAGCGCUUGCUACGCAGGCCAAAAAAGAAGAAAAGAGAUGUGAUAGGAAACCGCGGGUAUCCGAGAGAGAAAUGUCGAGUACAUUUUUAAUACUAAGAUAAUGAUAACGAUAACUUGCGAGCACUUAGUGUACUUGAUACACCUUUUUGUAAUCUCUUUGCAGACAUUGGAUCUUCUUUGCCACAUAACAAAUGCCUCAAACGUGGAAACAGUUUGUGAGAAGUUGUUGGCAUACCUGAAGUUAACAACGGAUGCCGAUGUACAUUUUAAAACAGAGUUGGUUGACAGGAUCACGGAACUUUCUGAGAGAUAUCCUUUAAAACAUGCAGAAAUAUUUCACUUUGUAAAAGAUGGUAGUUGCACAUAAACUUUCCCUGCCACCCAUGAUUCCUUAUUACAUUUUCACUGUUCAGGUACUAGUGAGCGUCGUACAUGAACAACCGAUUUCUUUGCAAUUGGCCUGUCAUUUCAAGUUUGCCCGCCUUGCUAUCGAAAAGUGGUUGAUGGAAACGUUACUCUUGAGUCGAGAUUGCGUGACAAACAUACGUCAGUUUCUGUACCCGAGAAUGAUCUUGAAUCCGACUUGGUGAAACUGAAUGCCAAUGAUUCUGCGUAUUAUUGUUCUAUCAGCAAUAUCUUACGGUAUAAUUAUCCUUAACUUGUUGUCAAAUAUGCUCCAGAUAAUUCGUGGUACAUUGUGACAAUGAAUGAGGUGUUUGAACUGGGUGGAUCACUUGUACGAGAUGCUGUGGCUCAUAACAUGAUGCGACUUUUAGCUGAAGGUUAGUUGUGGUCACGACUUAAGUGAUUGGCUUUACCUACAAAAUGAGUGCACCCAUUCAACUAAUUUACAUGAAUAAAAGCCCCGCUAUCUAUGCCAUGUGUUGUGUUGCAUUUGAAGUAGUGAACUGCCCGAAUGCUGAGAAAUAAUUCUUUCUUGUGUCAAAAUGAAUGUGCAAUGUAGGGGAGUUUCACACGCUCGCCAUGUUUGUUUGAUUUUGCGCACGCGAAGCUAGGUCAUUGUGGACAAAAUAGGUGAAGUAAUUGACCAAUCGUAGGGUAUAUCAGGAGCUGGUAUACCGGAAUGAGGUAUUGAAGACAAUGCCUUCAGGCUCCACUUCCCGGUCUCUCCCCAGUCCCCACGCGGGUCUCGCUCACCUUUUGUCGAUCCGCUUUCCCUCCUAUCUUGGAGCCUGGAACAGGCUACAUUGCAUUGAAUCAUUCUUUCAUCAACAGGAACUGAGGACGAAGAUGCAGAUUUCGACCUACGUCGAUUUGCUGUUAAUUCCUACAUAGAUCUACUUGAAAAACCUGUUUUGCCAGACAUUCUGAUACAAGUAAUUUGCUGGGUGAGUUUUCAGUGAACUACUUUAUUGCCUUACAAAGUUCAACAGUAACCACUGACAGUAAUCCCAAAGGCGAAAUUUUACUCUGAAUAUAUUAAAAAGAAAUUAAGGUUGUGCUCAUGCAGCGCGUGGUGGCCCGUUGCGUGUACCUUCUGCUCCUGGGCGACUAGAAAAUUUUGUUUUUUUGUUUUUUUGUUUUUGUUUUUGUUUUUGUUUUUGUUUUUUUCAUAAAAGUCAUGUGCUGGGCACCCUGGAUUUCACAAGUUCAGAUCGCUGCCCAGCUCCCUCCAAUUUUUGUUAGAGCACAGCCUCGGAAAUAAUCAAUCACUCAGAUGCAUAUCAAAUAGACAUGAAAAGGAGAGUGUUUUAUUCGAUAUACAGAUAGGUCGAAGUUGGUUAUUUAAACGUAUAGUUUGUACUUCGUUUUUGGUCUAGGGUGGAAAAAUAAACACUUCUUCUCGUGUUUCCUUCAUUUCACUGAUGCGCGUCGCAACAAAAAACAGAAAAUAACAGAAAAUAAAAUCAACUGUUGGAUAUAGUAUGAUCAAAUAAACGUAAUUAUGGUCACUUUAAGGCGAAAAAUCGAAGAUCCGACGGGUUGACGUGAUUGGAUGCCGCCACUGUUGCCAAUAUAGUAAUAAAUAACUUUUAGUUUUCAGAAGGAAUACUUUGUAAUGAAAAGACAAAGUGAUGACAGAAUUUCCUUCGCCGUUUAAUUCAAAGACCGAUUUUUGCUUUCUUAUUUAAAGGUCCUAGGUGAAUAUUCAUACACGCUCUCGGAACUGGACCCUCAAGUCAUUCUUCAAGAAUUGUUUUCUUUGAUGGAAAGGAAAUUUGAAGGUAACAUCGAAAACGAACUUGCUUCAAAUCAAAUGAAUGCUUGAUAUGACUCCCUAAAAUUCAAGAAGUCGGGCUUUGGUUGUAGAUCCAUUCACACGGACUUACAGUACACCGUUUUCGUUUUCAUCAUAGCCUACGUGCGUGCAGACGUCUCCUUUUUUUGUUACUCCUUGGGCAACAAAAGUAUAGGAGACGUCUGCACGUGGGCUAUUUUUAGCAUUUGUUUGUUGCAUAAAUAACAGAGAACAUGGAGGCGGAUAAGAGUGUUUGACCAGUAGAAGGAGCAGUCGAGACCGCAUACUGAAGAGGCACAGUCGUAUUCCAGUUUCGUCUCGUAUUCCUAGUUUACCGAGACUCAACGCUACAAAAACUUAGCUUAUGCCCAUCGGUGUGAUAAAGAAACGCACAUACGAUGUUUUAAUAUAAGAAAAGUCGUUCAGUUCUGUCACAUACCUGGGCAAAUUCUCCGUUACGUCCUCACUUUCAUUGCACGUGUAUUGCAUUGUUGUUGUUGUUGUUUUUUAUCCUCUCUUGUCAUUACCCUUCUCUUAAGAUUGUAACCGUAGGGUGGCUUCAACUUGCAGAUCCCAGUACCAAGCCCUGGGUCGUGAGUGCUAUUGGAAAAGUGACUUCUCAGAUGGGGCAACUCUUGGAGAGCACGAGAGAUGUGUUAGAAAAACACGUGAGGGGCGUGGAUGUUGAGCUCAGACAGGUAAGAAAGUGAACAAUGGGCAUAUUUUAUAAUGCAUUAUGUUUGUUGUUAAACAGGAAAAGGGACCUUUAGAUUCUAGGACGAAAAAGACCAUGGGUACGAGAUUUGGCUUAGAGUUUCUUUGCGUAUUCUCAAAUAAUAGUCACCCCGGAAAGCUUCAUUGUAUUUCUUUUUCACAAAAGAAGGCUGUGUUUGGAUGAUAGGCAGCUGGAGCAAACUCAAGAGGAACGUCUCGUGGGACUGGAUUACGACCCCUCCCUAUCUUGGUCAUCCCACAUAGCUAAUCUCAGGAAAAAAAUUAUUUAAUGCUAGUAUUAAGCCUAUUCUUGAGUACUGUGUUUCCGUUUGGGGAAGUUGUAAUGCAGGAUUAUUGGAUGAGAUUUUUAAAGUUCAAAAAAGGUGUGCUCGUGUUAUACUAGAUGCUCCGUUUCAGGCUAGAAUCCUGCCGCUAUUUCUGGAACUUGGGUGGCUACCCAUUAAUCAAAUCUGCAUUGAAAGAAGACUGCUUCUGCUCAACAAAAUCUUGGAUGGAUGUGCACCGGAUUACCUCACUGAGAAACUGUUACCUUUGAAAUACCACAAGUUUCAUGAUACAAGGUCUCUUAUCACCUCCCUAUUCCACGUGCCAAUAGCAUGAAGCGAUUGUUCCUUUACAAUGCAGUUAAACUGUGGAAACUGUGGAAUAAUGUUGUUUCUUACGGUGUUCCCUUUCUUUAACUAUCUGCAGCGUUGUUCAGAAAUCCAGGAACUCUCUCAGAACACGUUCCUUUGGCAAAGUGUUCUUCCUAUAGAUGGCUGUUGUGAAGAUCUGGAGGUUAGUUCAGUCAAGUGAUUGAAAGAUAGGCUCAUUUUGCCCGAUCGGGUAGCCACCAAUCAAAAUACAGGAUUUGCUUCAUCUUGCAUGCCCGGGGAUUCAGCCAUAGAGUAAAGAUAUGUACUAUUGCACCGCUGAGAUGGGUGGGCGGGUUUUCAAGCAGUUUCAGUACGGAGUGGAAAUCAGGGGAUUGCUGAUUGGUAUGAAAAACGGAGUUUUUGGUACAUAAUCAGACUGGGAUAUUGUAGGUACUUUUGGUGCCUCGACUAAAAUAGGGUCGCAAAAUUACAGCUGAACAUUGCAGGAAGAUGAUGUUGGUAACUGUUUCCGCUGAAACAAUAAAAGUGGCCCUGAUGGAGAGUGUGUUGGAGGUUCAACUAUUUUGAGCUGGGGUAGGGUGUGAGUGGAGUUGAUAAGUCUAGUGUUCUAACAUAACCUGUUUGCUGUGCGUGAAUCAUGUUUUCCUUCAAGGUGGACGAAUCUUUGUCUUUUCUGGAUGGCUUAGUAGCAGAGGCGCUGUCAAAUGGAAGUUCCCCUUAUAAACCAAUGAGUGAGCGAAGCAUUGAAAACAAGACCAAAGGUGAGUACGUAUUAUUUGCUGUGUAAUAUUGGAAUUAAUAAAUCUUUUCCGCUUGCAUUAUAGUUGAGGGGAAAAAGAAAUUAGUAUGUGUAAUCAAAUGGUGACGAGUGAAAUUAGGGAAUAAUUUCACUUGCGUUUUGUCCAAAUCCCAAUAAUUUCCCGAGCCUUUAGGCUCUUAAGGCCCUUUAGGUUCCCAAUAGGCUCUUUAAGCCCUUUAGGUUCCCAAUAAUUUCUCGAGCCUUUAGGCUCGGGAAAUUAUUAGGAUUUGGACAAAACGCGAAAUUAUUCCCUAAUUUCACGAGUAUACCAUUUGAUUACCUAUUAAUAUCAUGGGUGACGAAUUACGUUAGCAAUCUUGGAUUUUUGUCAUGUUUAUCCUGGAUCGUAUCGAUCGAGAACUCCACUCUCACAAAUGUUUAGACCUUAAAUUUGGCUUAUAAAGUUUAGAAUUUUUCAGAGUAUUUCGGCAAAAUACCAGUUAGAAUCCUUCCUGAUGUUCUCUUGUUUGUUCAGGUUUUCUGAAGCGUCUUUUUGUGCCAUGACAUCGUCAUUCAUGGCAUUUUAAAACUUCGUCGCCAUCUUGACACUGAGACGUACGGAAGAUUGCCAUGGCAAUUGUGAAAUUACAAAUUAACGCUGAAAUUUCGCGCCAAAAUUCAGGAGUAAUUCGUCACCUAUGAUAUUAUCUUUAUUAUUUUUAUUAUCGUUAUAACCUUCGAUCCAUUGAAGGUGGUGUCUUUUCUUUGCCUCAAUUUCGGUUGGUUCAGUGACUGAUUCAGCAUUUUACUUCUUGUGAUACACGUAAUCGUUUCCUUCUUUGCAGAACUUCCCGAUUCCCAUCCAGCUCUGAAUUUUGGACCAUACGAAAAUCCUUUGGAAAAAAACAGCAAGCCUUCUCCACAACCAGAAAUAAAGCCUGAAGUGGAAAAGAAAAGUAGCAGAUCUGUCGAUAAUACUAGUGAUAGCGAACCCAAAGUCAGCAAGAAAAACAAGAAAAACAAGAAAAAAACCAUUGAUGAACCUGCGUCUAGUAAAAGACUGUUUUCAGGUCAGGCCGUGUGGGGACCUAGCGGAUAUGCAAAAUAUCAAGUACGGUCUGAGUCGGUGGAUUCUAACAGUAAAUCGGAUUCGUCGUCACGAAGCACUGAAUCUGAUAAUGUAGUGGUGAAAACAAGUGCUAAGGUAAGGAACGAUCAAAACUAAGUUUCUUUACAUAGCAAUCAUUGUACGAGGGAUUUACCAACCCUACCUCUCACAGUUGUGUGACGUUGAGUAGCACUACCAAAUAAGGUAAUGAGCACGUGCGAGCUGAGUAAGCUAGGACUGGACGAGACGAAAAAAGAAAAGUGAGCGCGAGUUUUCCUUCGAGGUUUUUUCAUCGAGUUUGGUGAGAGUUUUGUGAGUUAGAUUGGAGCGGAAUAAACCAGGAAACCGUGUUAUUGUGAGUUCUAUGGGCUGUUUUAUUGUUCAGCUCAAUCAUUUUGGCGUAUAUAGUAGAGAAGAUUGUGAUGUUGUAAAUCCCUCGCUCCUCGUCAAGGCUUCUAGGGGGUUUGGACUAAUAGUUUGGAAAAGGGCUUAGCAGCAAAUGCAGAGAGCUAGAUGGCUAUAAACCUGGCCACUUUCACUGAAUUUUCAGCUCAUCGAUUAAGAUCACGUGACAGUACUCAACGAGUCUGUCGUUUUCUUAUUUAUACAUAUUUAUGCUCGUGCUUACCCUUGAUUUCAAACAAGACAAAGGGACAAAUCUCCUGAGAAGGUCUACAGCGACUAAUAAGCCCAAUGAGGUUAAAGAAAAAAUAACCUAGCUACCAACCACUAGUUAUUUUCCCCUAUUAAUCAUGUUGUUUUGGCGUUUGUUUUUUGUACUAGGCUAGUACUAGUUCUGCUAUGUCGCUUGAAGACGAGGUUCGCACACAGCAACUGGCCGCUCAGCUUUUCAGCGGUGUUGCAGAAAAACAACGUUCAUCUGCGGGCAGGGGUCAGUUGGCAGCAAGGAAACCGUUGAGACAUUCAAGAAAAACAAACAUUGGAGUUCCUGAUCCUGAAUCACCAGUUGUAGAUAACCAACUUCAUUCAUCGCAACGUCCUGUGUUCAGGAGAGAAAUAGAAAACACGAAUGUAGAGCUUUUGUAUGACUUUGACAGCGUUAAAGUUAACGACAGCGUAGAAGCAACAGAACGUUCUAAAACUUACACCAUUCAAUCAUCUAUAGACGUGGCGCCACCGCAUGACAAUCAUUCCUUUGAUAUUCCAGAACCAGCCUUCCAAACCGAUGAUCAUUUGUUCGGGAUCACUGGUAACGAUCCGGGCGUGACUGUUCCUACAAGUGACGAGGAUAGUAGCAAAUGUUUACCCUUAAGUCACAAUGAUUCUCACAUGUUAUUACGUACAAGUCACGCUGAUACUGGUCAUACGACUACUGAACAGGUAAGACUUGUUAGCUUCGCGUAGAUUUAAAUAUUUUUGCUUGGAAAACUUUGUGAUCCAUUUUUCUUUCUUUUUACAUCAUAGUAAUGCAAAUCUUUGUCACUUUAAAUAGCUUUAAAUAUUUUCUCUUUGUAUAUUUUUUAUACCCAACUUUUCUGUGAAUUCAGAGCCUAUUCGCCCCAUGUAAGGAAUUUGGGAAACUUUUGCUUGUGGAAUCAGGAAUCCUGGGCUUUGUUAUCCGUAAUUCAGCUCAAAGAAUCCAGAUUCCUGCUGACAAUUAGAAUCCGGAAUCCAAGUUCUAUUGACAGCGCAAACGGAAUCCAGUGCCUAGAAUUCGGGAUCAACAACGUGAAAUUCAGCAUCCAAGACUGUCUUGGAUUGCCUUCCUUGGGAAAAGCCUGCUGUCAGUCUGCUGCAACUUUCCUACCCAUUCCCUUAAAUGAUUUGAUCUAGUAGACGCUCCAUUGCUUGGCCAUACGCCGGCGUCGAAAUUCCCCCGUAUGGCGCACGGUACAUGUGACCAAGGCUUAUUUAAAGUACCUUCGGGUCGCACGGUAGAUAUUCUUGAUGCGUCAUAACUUUAAAAGCUCUGGACCCUUGUCCAGUGGGCAAUGGUCCAGGCAAAUCAUUAAUUUACUUAAUCAUUAAGCAAAGCAAGCACGCAAAUGGCGCAGCGUAACAAAAUGUCAAAAUUGCUUGUUGAAAGGACAUGCUUGAGUCCUUUAUUUUUCGAGCCCUGCAUGUCGUCAUUUGUAUACUAGAUUACUCUUGUAUCGAUUUAGUUGGUAUUUUUACUGAACACAUCGUGUACUCCCAUAAUUAUUUACAGAAAACGCAUUUGCUUGACGAGGAGAACACAGAUCAGCUUCCAUGUCUAGAGCUUAAAGGCAUCCCGUCGAUCUCAUUACCGGAAGACUUGGUCCAUUUUCCGCACUCUUCGGAAGCCGUUGAACUCUCUUGUGACAAUAACUUACGAGUUACUCUUAGGAAAGUCUGGAAACCAAAUGAACUUGUGCUCGUUCUUUUCCUAACCAAUCAAAAUCAAGUGAAUGCCCCAAUCCAUGACGUCACUAGUGUGUUUGAGCCACCCUCCAAUCUGAUUAGCUCGUUUGAUUCUUUGCCAAGUAACAAGCUUCAGGAUGAAAAAAUUGGCCCUCUUGAGUGGGUAAGAACGUAACUUUAGCCCAUGAUUACCUUUUUGUGUUAUGAGCACAGCAAAUUUAUAUUUGACAGUGUUAUAUAUCAUCUUUAUUGUCACAAGAUCCAGAUUAUUGGUGAAAUUAAUACUCUCAAAAAGUAUCUUAUUUUACUUAAUUUUUUUCUCCUUUAGUCAGUAAUAAAUCCCACCACUGUAUUGGACCUAACUUGUUCACAGUCUUAUUACAGUGAAGGGCAUUCACGACGCAAGGAAACAAGGCCUUGCUGUCAGGCCUUUCAAGGCCUUUCACACAUUCUUCCGAAAUUCUUAUGGUCCAAUGAGUUUGUGUAUAUGAAACCCUUAAAAAGUUGGAGAAUGAUUAAUCGAUGAAUGCAGCGCAUCCAUAGAUUUGGUGGCCUGUUGGAGCACCGCACACUCACUCACUGCGUGUCAUAUUUUUCUACUGCUAGGUGAGUCAUCAAGUUGUUUCAAGGUACAAGUCUCCGGCGCUUCAUAUGAACUUCGGUGGCAAGAUUUCAUAUAGAGACCCCAACAGGACGUUAAAGCAUCUAUACUUUAACCACACUUUGAGCGUCAGCGACAUUCUCCGGCCACUUGUGAUCACUACGGAGGAGUUUGCCCAGAAAUGGACUAACGCUUCAUUUGAAAAGAAGCAAAAGGUGUCGAGCUCAUUAAAGAACUGCCAAGAUCUCUCUGAGAAAGCUGAACACACCUUGAAACUUCACCUGGUGGAAAUAAUAGGUAAAAAAUAAAAUAGCCGGAGAACAGACUUCAUAGGCCCGCCGGGCGUGUAUCAAAAUUCCCAAGAAUUACUUGGCCUGGAAAUCUGUUUCUGGUACAUUGUUUGCAAAUAACAUAUUGAUAAAACUACCAGUCAGCAAGACAAAAUGGGCUGGUCUGUUGCUUUAUUCCUUAGAUUUUGUUUUUGAAUAUUUGAUAUCGGGCCCGAAAGGUUCUCGGGACUUUCGGGAAACGGGCCCCAGGGGAGUGUAAUAUGGUGAAAAGGGGAGGAACCAGCGAAACAGGUGUUAUUUAGCCCAGCGCAAAGAAGAAGCAUUCGAGAGAGAAGAACGUGGAAUUCAAGACAAGCCGGGUAACAAAAAAAAAAUCCUAUUGAACUCUCGUCUUAGCUUCUAUAUCGCGAGAUAAAAGAUGCGCUCGUUGGUGAACAAUCCCUUGCGGUCCGUUCUUAAUUGCGCACCCUGAAAAACUUUUUCCCACCAGUAAGUCAUUUGAGCCCUGGCCCCUAACCCAGGCAGGCGUUCUCGCCGCAAGUCCGCGCGCCCAAAUACCGCCUUCACUUUCAGUGGAAAACAGGGAUCCAUUGAUGACUCAGCCAAAGAUCUCAAAACAUUUAAAAGUUAUUGGACGUGUUUAUAUGAAAAAAAUUUUUUUUGUCAAUAGAUUUACAAGCUGAUUUUUGAAAAUGCAAUUUUAAGUUAUUGGACGUAUUAUAGAAAUUCAAUUUUUUUUAGUGCUUCUUUUUAGCUGCUGCCAUAUCUGCGAUGUAAAAAUACAGGCUUUUUUAACCGACACACUAUUUCUAUAUUAGGGUCUUGGUCCAUGAAACUCGGUGUUUAUAACGAAUAUUCUUUUUAUAUUUUCAGGCAAGAAGGUUAUUCUCUCCGGUACAGUGAUGCAGUCUGGGAUAUGUCUCUUACAUGCCAGCUUUGAUGGUGACGAGUUAGAACUGUCAAUCAAAUCGAAUAAUAGACUUCUAAAUGAUGCGGUACUGAAACAUUGUGGGACUGUCUUUAGAUGACGUCUACGUACCCUCUUCUUCACACCAGCGAGUGACACACAGAAAGCGCAAAACAACCUGCAAACAGAAUAGUUAUCGUGAGGACACAGUUCAGUGGUUUUUAACUAACACUACCUCAAAGGCGCAAAUAAAAUGUUCGAGAAACAGUGCAGAACUGCAUUAAUAUAUGUGAAAGAUAAUUAUAGUUUGAAAUAAAUAUUAAACAAGGC
Molecule: messenger RNA, 23220 nt
Organism: Porites lobata
Lineage: Eukaryota; Metazoa; Cnidaria; Anthozoa; Scleractinia; Poritidae
Source: the annotation of a GenBank genome assembly